Messenger RNA from Rubroshorea leprosula, 2667 nucleotides. The record is from the annotation of a GenBank genome assembly. Lineage: Eukaryota; Viridiplantae; Streptophyta; Magnoliopsida; Malvales; Dipterocarpaceae.
AAACACAAAGCACUCCUUUCCGCCAUUGCCCUAGAGGAGAAGACUCCAGUCUUCCACUGAGAAUCCAGAAUUCUUCGUCGUCGGAGUUGAUUUAAGUUAACAUGGAUUUUGACGAAUACGAGUACCUGGAGAGAACGGUUGAGCAUCCUGAACGUGAAAAAGUAAAGGAAACUGCUAAUGGUGGUGAUGGAGGUGGGAAAUCUGAAGAGAAGGAGCAUAGUAGCCGGAGUUCAAAGCAUGGGAAUCACAAGAAAGAUAAUGAUUAUGAUGAGUCCCGUCAUUCCAGGCGCUCAAAAUCUGGAGAUGAAUCACAUGAACGUGACCGGCGGAAGGAGAGAGGCUCCCCUCAUCAUCGGUCAAGAUCAAGAGAUGGCGAGAGGGAUAGAUACAGGAGUGGCAGGGAGCAUAGAGAUCAAGAGAGGAGUAGGGAUAAGGAGGAGAGAAAUGGGAAGCACAGAGAUAGGGAUCGAUACCAAAAUAGGAAAGAUCAUGUUCAUGACCUUGAGAAGGACGAGGGAAAGGAGAGAGAGCGAUGGAGAGGUAGGAAUCAAUUUGAAGGACAUCGAAGUGAUCGAGACAAGAGGGACAGAGAGAGGAAUCAGUACAAGGAGUUUAGAGAAAGAGAUAGGGAGAGAGACUUUCGGGAACCUGACAGAGAAAACAGGAGGCAAAAAGAGAAAAAGGAAGAAGCAUCAGAGCCUGAGGCUGAUCCUGAAAGGGAUCAGAGGACGGUAUUUGCUUAUCAGUUAUCAUUGAAGGCAAGUGAAAGAGAUAUAUACGAGUUCUUCUCCAGGGCUGGCAAGGUGCGAGACGUACGCCUCAUAAUGGAUAGAAUUACAAGACGUUCCAAGGGCGUUGGGUAUAUUGAGUUCUAUGAUGUGAUGUCAGUCCCUAUGGCAAUAGCACUCUCUGGGCAGCCUCUUCUUGGUCAACCUGUCAUGGUGAAACCAUCAGAAGCUGAAAAGAAUCUUGUGCAGUCAACUGCAUCUGCUGCUGGAGGAUCAGGUGGACAAUUAGGACCAUAUUCUGGUGGUGCUAGAAAGUUGUAUGUUGGUAACCUUCAUAACAGCAUAACGGAAGAUCAAAUUCGCCUGGUUUUUGAAGCCUUUGGUACUGUGGAGCUGGUGCAAUUGCCCCUAGAUGAAGCUGGACACUGCAAAGGUUAUUGUUUUGUCCAGUUUGCACGUCUUGAAGAUGCAAGGAGUGCACUGACCAUGAACGGGGAGGUGCAGAUUGCAGGUCGGCCGAUUAAGGUGUCAUCUGUUACUGACCAAGCUGGAAUGCAUGAUGUUGGCACAAAUAAUGGUGAUCUUGACGAUGAUGAAGGCGGUGGCUUGCAUCUGAAUUCACAUUCUCGAGCGCUUCUCAUGCAAAAGUUGGACCGAAGUGGCACUACAUCAAGUAUUCCUGGUUUAUCCAGCACUCCUGUUAUGAGUAGCUCCAUACCAACAGCCGCAAUUCUUGGUGCCACACCUGGGGUACCUCCCUUGGUUCCUCCAACUUUACAGGCUUCUGUUCCUGUUAUGUCUGGACUUCCAGCUGCAGGUUUCCAACUUCCUGCAACUAAUGUUCCUACUAUUGAUGCAAUUGGAGUCCCAAGCGAAUGUCUGUUGUUGAAGAAUAUGUUUGAUCCAAAACUAGAGACGGAACCAAAUUUUGAUUUGGAUAUUAGAGAAGAUGUCCAAGAAGAAUGUUCGAAGUUUGGAAAUCUGAAGCAUAUUCAUGUAGACAAGGAAAGUGAUGGUUUUGUGUACUUGAGAUUUGAAAACACACAAUCUGCACUAAGUGCUCAACGCAGUCUCAGUGGAAGAUGGUUUGCUGGGAAGAUGAUCACGGCAACAUUCAUGGUGCCCCAAACAUACGAGUCCAAAUUUCCCGACAGCAAUAGAGAAUAGGUCAUUCUGCUUACGAGGUAGGUCCAAUGCUUUUUUUUUUUUUUAAUUGGCAAAUUUGUUAGCCUUUUUGGCUAUUUUAGGGAUUUGAACUCAACCUUGCUUUAGAAUUAAGACAUUGAAAAAGUAAACACCAACUCAACUAAACUAUUGUUUAAGAUGUAAUAUUAGCUUAAGAAAAAAAAAAUGUUUAGGUAUUUUCAGUGAGUAUAAAUGCUACGAGUAGAUUGAUUGAAAGGAAUGUUUACAUUUAAAAGGAGAAUCAUGUACAGAGAAUCCCUUUAUAUGAAUGUCAAAAUUCUUUUCUCGAAUUAAUCGAAAGGAGAAACAUGCAUUCAUUUAUGCAUGAGUGACAUUCAAAAUCUUUAGGAAAAGGGGAUGCUCCCAGAACGUCGACUGUGCUAGUGAGAAGAAGCCAUGUGUCACAACUGCCAGGUGGAUGCAAAGUAUGGGGACGAUGAAUGCUUCGUUAAUAGAGGCGUCAAAUAAAUUACAUUAAACUAGCAAUUUGCCACUUUUUGCCUAUAAAUAACCCACAAAGGCAUCAGUUUUCCCUAGCAUAUUCAUAUUCACGUUUUAAAAUUCAAUUUCCAAAAUGGGAGACGGUUCUAGCGGUGUUUCUUCUGUAAUACAAGUGUCUGCGGCGGCUGUAGCAGUAGUGUUGGGCCUCAUAAUUUGUAAAAUAGGAAGCGGGAGUAAUAGCAAUGGAGUGGAUAUGAUGAAGGCUCCUGGCGGAGGGGGCACCUACAUACCAAGGGCGGUGUUUGAAACCAAU